Molecule: messenger RNA, 2158 nt
Organism: Hibiscus syriacus
Lineage: Eukaryota; Viridiplantae; Streptophyta; Magnoliopsida; Malvales; Malvaceae
Product: glucan endo-1,3-beta-glucosidase 13-like
Exons: 6
Coding region: 18-1682 (554 amino acids)
Biological process (GO): carbohydrate metabolic process
Cellular component (GO): plasma membrane
Molecular function (GO): hydrolase activity, hydrolyzing O-glycosyl compounds
Source: RefSeq, a predicted model, not a curated record
AUUAAUUAUCUGUGGGAAUGGGUUCAAGAUUGAAGCUUGUGUUUGCAGUUUCUUUGUUGCUUCAGCUUUUAGAUUUGUGUAGGGGAAACAAAGUAGGAGUGGCGUAUGGAAGGGAUGGUGAUAAUCUUCCAUCACCUGAUAAAGUAGCACAACUGGUUGCAAAGCACAGCAUUCGAUACCUCAGGAUAUAUGAUUCGGAUCCCCAAGUGUUGAACGCCUUUAAAAAUACCGGCGUUGAAUUCAUGGUGGGAGUUCAUAAUUCCGACUUGCCAGCGUUUCAGUCCCAGUCAUACGUAGAUUCCUGGCUCUCAAAGAACAUCCUCCCAUUCUACCAGCCCACGAAGAUCACCCACAUUACUGUGGGUAAUGAAGUGACCGAGAGCUCAGAUAAUGCCGCCAACUUGGUGAUGGCCGCCUUGAGAAACGUUGUUUCAGCUUUGAGAAAGGUGGGGCUGCAAGAUAGGAUCAAGGUUUCAACUCCACUCUCCUUUGGGGUUUUGUCCAAAUCAUUUCCACCUUCUGAAGGGGCUUUUAGAAGCAGUCUUGAGUAUGUUUUGAAUCCUUUGUUGGAAUUCCUGGAUGAAAACCAGUCACCUUUUAUGGUCAAUCUAUAUCCUUAUUUUGCUGUUGGAGAUUCUUCUUUGGAUUAUACUCUGUUUAAACCAUCCUCCCAAGGCUUUGAAGAUCCCAAUACUGGUUUACGUUACGACAACAUGUUCGAUGCUCAGCUUGAUGCUGUUUAUUUUGCCAUCGCCAGUCGAAAUGCUGUUCAUUCUUCCUUGGCGUCCCGUGGUAGAAAAUCGAUUCUCGUUACAGAAACCGGCUGGCCUACACAAGGUUCAAGAGGAGAUAAGUAUGCUAGUAUUGAAAAUGCCCAGACUUAUAACACCAACUUAAUUCGCCAUGUCACCGAUGACUCUGGUACACCUGCCAUGCCUAGUGGAGUUGGUUAUGUCCUGGAUACACCUGCCAUGCCUGGGGGAGAGCUAGACGUGUAUAUAUUUUCAUUGUUUAAUGAGAACAACAAGGCCGGAGCUGAAAUAGAGGGAAACUGGGGCAUAUUUUAUCCGGACAUGUCCACUGUAUAUCACCUGGACUUCUCUGGAACAGGAACCAAUUCAAAUGGAAGAAGCUGGUGUGUUGCUUCUAGUGAGGCUCCCAAAUCGGCUUUGCAGAAUGCAUUGGAUUGGGCUUGCGGCCCGGGAAAAGCGGAUUGUUCCGCCCUUCAGCGUGGCCAGCAAUGUUUUGAACCAGAUAAUCUAGUCUCUCAUGCCUCUUAUGCAUUCAACAAUUACUACCAGAAGAAUGGGCUCACUGACGAAGCAUGUAUUUUUGGAGGAACCGGGAUCAAAGUUUAUAGGGACCCUAGCCAUGGUAAUUGCAUCUAUAACGUAAAAAGCAGCGAUCCAAACGGAAGAACUUGGUGCGUUGCUUCUAAACAGGUGUCUCGAACGGAGUUGCAGAAUGCAUUAGAUUGGGCUUGUGGUCCUGGAAAAGCUGAUUGUUCAUCAAUUCAGCCUAACCAGCAAUGUUUUGAGCCGAAUACUCUACUUUCUCAUGCCUCUUUUGCAUUCAACAAUUACUACCAGAAAAACGGGGCUAAUGAUGCUUCCUGCAGUUUUCGAGGAAAUGCAAUCAAAGUUGAUAAGGAUCCCAGCUAUGGUAAUUGCAUCUAUCAUUGAAUAGCAAAACUGAAGCAGGUAAUACGACCAGGUGUGAUCACGGGCUUGGUAGUUUCUUUCCAAUGGUUUUUAGUUCCUUUCUGUUUGAAGUUAUGCUGUGUGUUAUGUGCAUCAUUUCAAAGAAUGUUGAGAAGGUCGACUCUAAGUUUACACUGAAUAAUGAGAAUGCACCACUCCCCCCCCCCCAGCAUUCUCCUCACUGUAUCCUGUUUUGUUAAUGCUAGUUCAAGAAAUAUAAAAAGUAUGAACAACAUUGAUGUUAAGGUCUUCCGGUCGGAUUUAAAGCAGAAAACAUAAUAUUAGACGGAAAAACUUGGCGGUCUAAUUUACCAAAUCCAGUAGAAAAUUCAUUGUAAAUGUAGACAGAAGUACCUCACUCCACAAUCUUGACAAUACCAUCCAUCAAACAAGUAAAGAAACAAAGCAAGGGGAUCACAAUAUCACUAUUACAAACAUCAAGCCUAUUGUUUCUGGAA